AUGGAAGAACACAAAUCGACCGUGGCUCGGCUGGCUGCGGAAGUCGCGCGUUUCAGUGCGACCAAAACACCAUUUCGCAUCUACCAUGGUUCUACACUUUCGACGAGGCAAUCGUCGCGCCAGCGCAGUCAAAUCAUUGACGUCAGCUCAUUGAACCAUGUUCUUCAGUUUGACAAAGCGAAGAAGACGGUCUUGGUGGAGCCGAAUGUGUCGAUGGAUCGACUUGUAGAAGCAACUUUGGCACAGGGACUGCUGCCAAAGGUUGUCAUGGGCAAUGGUGAUGUUGUUUGGGCAACAGCGGAAGAACACCGAGAUCUGUUCUUCACAGCUGCUGGAAGUUGCGGAAGCCUAGGCGUCAUUACUCUGGUGGAGAUGGAGCUCAUAGACGCAAGGGAUUAUGUUGAACUGCACUAUAUUCCGGUCACUAGCACACAGGAGGCGGUGCAGGUGCUACGAAAGUACCAGAACGAGCCGGACGUAGAUUACAUGGAUGGAAUCAUGUACUCAAUGACACGGGGUGUUGUGAUGAUUGGACGUCUGACGAACAGCACCGGAAGAGGAAAGAUUCAGAGGUUCGACAGAGCGCAGGACCCUUGGUUUUACAUGCACGCAGAAGAUGUAUUGAUGAUGCUUGAGGGCGAAACGACAGAGUUCAAGGAAACCAUACCGGUGCAAACCUAUCUCUUUCGAUACGACAGGGGAGUCUUCUGGAGCGGCCUGCGCGCUUUCAAGUACUUUGUCACGCCCUUCAAUCGCAUCACUCGCUACUUACUCGACCCAUUCAUGUACUCCCGGACGAUGGUACACGCUCUGCACCGGUCCGGCAUUGCCUCCAGGACCAUCAUCCAGGACUACGGGGUGCCUUACGACGCCGCCGAAGAGUUCGUACAGUGGACAGAUGAAAGGACAGGAAUCUGGCCGCUCUGGCUGUGUCCUGUCAAAUCCGCACCGCGAGACGAGCGCAGCUUUUCACAAGGCAACAACAUCAAAGACGACAUUCUACUGGACGUUGGUAUCUGGGACAUGGGGCCUGCCGAUUCUCACGCGUUCAUCAAACUGAACCGAGACUUUGAGGCCAAGGUCACCGAACUGGGCGGCAUGAAGUGUCUGUAUGCACAUGCGUACUACACCGAGCAGGAGUUUUGGGAUAUUUACGACGAGAAGAAGUACAAGGAGCUCAGGAGAAAGUACCAUGCGGAGAGUUUGCCAAGCGUGUACGACAAGGUCAAGGUUGAUCUGCAGGGUGUUGUAGGAGAAAAGAGGGCGAAGAGGGUGGAGGGCUGGAGUGAAUGGGCGUACAGGCGCUUCUGGGACACAUGGCCGCUUGGUGGGCUGUAUGGGGUGGCGAGCGCUACGAAGGGCCUGCUGGUGCAAAGCGACUUUCUGCUGAAGAAGUAG
Parastagonospora nodorum SN15 is the source of this 1398-nucleotide messenger RNA. RefSeq lists its product as hypothetical. The record is from RefSeq and is a predicted model, not a curated record. Gene Ontology annotation, cellular component: membrane; cytoplasm. The coding region runs from base 1 to 1398 and encodes 465 amino acids. The transcript has 2 exons. Lineage: Eukaryota; Fungi; Ascomycota; Dothideomycetes; Pleosporales; Phaeosphaeriaceae. Gene Ontology annotation, biological process: steroid metabolic process. Gene Ontology annotation, molecular function: Delta24(24-1) sterol reductase activity; flavin adenine dinucleotide binding.